Molecule: messenger RNA, 1276 nt
Organism: Exophiala xenobiotica
Lineage: Eukaryota; Fungi; Ascomycota; Eurotiomycetes; Chaetothyriales; Herpotrichiellaceae
Exons: 3
Coding region: 108-893 (261 amino acids)
Source: RefSeq, a predicted model, not a curated record
CCUGCCACACCAACUUAUAAGAACUAUUUGCGUCCCUUCUUGUUCAAGCAAUGGAAGACUUCUAUCAGGAACAGAUUGCAUCGGAAGUCGCCUGAAAUUAUCACAGAAUGACCACUAAACCCUCGCGAUUGAUUCUCUACCGUGGCUGGCCAGACAAGGGCAAGUAUACCUGGUCGCCCUUCGUCACAAAGGUCGAGUUCCGCUGUCGCCAGGCUGGCCUACCAUAUCAGGUUGAAGUCGGCGGCGCGAAAGGUGCACCUAAAGGGAAGAUACCCUAUGUCGACCUCAGUCCGCUUCAGAGCGAUGCCUCAACAACCCCGGAUUUCCUGGGCGAUUCUAAAUUCAUCAUUCAACGAUUGCAGACCAUGGGCUGCCUACCAGACUUGAACAGCAAUUUGUCCGACGAGCAGAAGCUCAAUGAUCUUGCGAUUCGAGCCCUGUGUGAGGAUAAAUUGUAUUUCUAUCAUAUGCGUGAGAAGUGGCUCGAAAACUUCUACCUGCAGCGGGACAAAGCACUCUGGUCCAUUCCCUAUCCCAUGCGGAUCGUAAUAGGAUAUUUUGUCCAUCGCAGCAUCUCACAUACCCUGUAUGGCCAGGGGACUGGCCGAUUCAAUGAUGAAGAACUGCGGGCCUUGAAGACGGAGAUUUGGGAGUAUAUUGACAACGCUUUGAAACAAGGGCUUCGAAGAGCGUCUGUCAGCGAGCCAGCGUGGAUCCUAGGCGGCAAAGAACCAACAGAGGCCGAUGCAACACUUUUUGGAUUCAUCACCUCGGUUCUUGUCAGUAAAAGUAAUCCAGAAUCUCAGAGGCUUGUCAAGAGCUUUCCCAAUGUGAUCGACUAUGCAGGAAGAAUCCACGACCGCUUCUUCCCCGACUAUGAGAAGUGGGUAUAAUACUCGACAACCGGCGACUGUUUCGUUAAUCCACCUUCACACACGAGCACCAUUUCCAACAUCAAUGGUCCAUGGAUUCGGCCAUCACAGUCUCUGCUCCAUGCUUUGCGUCCUCUCGCGAUAUGUCUGACUUCUUGUAGGAAGGAUCCAUGGUCGUUUCAAUCUUUUUGAGAACCCGGGCAGGGUUCCCCGCAGCGACGUGGAAGGCUGGGAUGUCCUUUUGCGAAAUCAGAAGACACAAUGGAGGAAAGAGCCGGGUAUGGGUCAAGUACCUUGGUCACCACGCUCCCAGCACCAAUCGUACACCCUCUCCCGAUGGUUACCCCCGGCAAGACAAUGACAUUGCCUCCCAGCCAACAGUCGUCACCGAUGUUGAUCGGCUU